Molecule: messenger RNA, 6930 nt
Organism: Cheilinus undulatus (humphead wrasse)
Lineage: Eukaryota; Metazoa; Chordata; Actinopteri; Labriformes; Labridae
Gene: kcnq5b
Product: potassium voltage-gated channel, KQT-like subfamily, member 5b
Exons: 15
Coding region: 286-3246 (986 amino acids)
Biological process (GO): potassium ion transport; transmembrane transport
Cellular component (GO): membrane
Molecular function (GO): voltage-gated potassium channel activity
Source: RefSeq, a predicted model, not a curated record
AUAUCUUCUCCCCAGCUCAUGCGGCUACACAGUGUAUAGAUAACUCAUAUGUUGCUCGUAUUAGACUGUACCGAGUGCAGGGCGCGCGCGCUGGACACCGUUUUACGCGCUGUUGUGUAAAUGGCUCUAGACGUUGGAGGAAAUAGGGCGGUCAAAGUGUGACGGUAAACAGCGACCGUUUCACUCUUAAUACUCAGCUCUUCUGAGUCCUGCACGUGUGACUUAGCGCAGCUCCCGCAUGCUUGAAAAGACCUCCGCGCACUUGAUGCCCGCUUUGGUGAUGCCAUGCCCCGGAACCACAGCGGAGACGAAGGCGGCACCGGGCUCUGGAUGAGGACUUCACCGGGGCACCGUACCGAAGGCUACGGCUUGAAAGAUGUGGAAUCCGGUCGGAAGAUGAUGAACAACGCGGGAGACGGUUUGUUGUCAGCCUCCGCGGCAGCAGGUGCUGCCGGGUCCGACAGCCUGCGGGGGAAGCAGGGAGCCCGGCUCAGCCUGCUGGGGAAGCCGCUCAUUUACAGCGCACAGAGCGGCCGGAGGAACGUGCGCUACCGGCGCCUCCAAAACUACCUGUACAACGUGCUGGAGAGACCGAGAGCCUGGGCGUUCAUCUACCAUGCGUUUGUGUUCAUCCUGGUUUUCAGCUGCCUUGUCCUUUCUGUGUUCUCCACCAUCCCUGCUCAUCAGGAAUUCUCCUCCUACUGUCUCCUCAUCCUGGAGUUUGUGAUGAUCGUGGUGUUCGGGUUGGAGUACAUCAUCAGGAUCUGGUCGGCGGGAUGCUGCUGUCGCUACAGAGGGUGGCAGGGACGCCUCCGCUUUGCCCGGAAGCCUUUCUGCGUCAUAGACAUCAUUGUGCUGAUAGCGUCAGUUGCCGUGGUGUCAGCUGGUAGCCAGGGCAACAUCUUCGCCACCUCAGUCCUGCGGAGCCUUCGUUUCCUGCAGAUCCUCCGCAUGGUGCGGAUGGACCGAAGAGGAGGAACCUGGAAGCUGCUGGGCUCGGUGGUCUACGCACAUAGCAAGGAGCUGGUGACCGCCUGGUACAUCGGCUUUUUGGUCCUCAUCUUCUCUUCGUUCCUUGUCUACCUUGUGGAGAACAAGUUCAACAAGGACUUUGCAACCUACGCUGAUGCCUUGUGGUGGGGCACGAUCACUCUGACAACGAUUGGCUACGGAGACAAAACACCAAAGACAUGGACAGGACGGAUGCUCUCUGCAGGGUUUGCUCUCCUGGGCAUCUCCUUCUUUGCCUUGCCAGCAGGUAUUCUGGGCUCAGGUUUUGCCCUGAAGGUUCAGGAGCAGCACAGACAGAAGCACUUUGAGAAAAGAAGAAACCCAGCAGCCUACCUCAUCCAGUGUGUUUGGCGUAGUUAUGCGGCUGAUGAGAACUCGGUUUCCAUUGCUACCUGGAAGCCUCACUUGAAGGCGUUGCAUACCUGCAGCCCUACAAAGAAGGAGCAGGGAGAGUCCACCACCAGUCAGAAGUUGAGCUUCAAGGAGCGGGUGAGGUUGGCAAGCCCAAGGGGUCAGAGCAUCAAGAACAGGCAGACAGCCUCUGUGAAUGACCGGCGCUCUCCUGUGGCUGAGGGUGGGACGGAGGGAACCAGUCCUGCCAAGGUACAGAAGAGUUGGAGCUUCAAUGACCGCACGCGCUUCAGACCCUCACUCCGCCUUAAGAGCCAGUCGCGCUCCACAACUGAUGCAGCAGACUCCAACAUGGCCAAUGAUGAUGCUUUUGAUGAGAAGGGAUGUCACUGUGAGAUCUCAGUGGAGGACCUGCUGCCAUCAGUCAAAUCUGUCAUUAGAGCCGUCAGGAUAAUGAAGUUUCAUGUGGCCAAGAAGAAGUUUAAGGAGACGCUGCGUCCUUAUGAUGUCAAAGACGUGAUCGAGCAGUACUCUGCCGGUCACCUGGACAUGCUGUGUCGAAUCAAGAGCCUUCAGACCAGACUGGACAUGAUAGUAGGCCCACAGACCCUGAGCAGCCGAGCCAAGACGUUCUCUACCCCCUCCCUGCCUGUUUAUUACAACCAGGGCAGAAAGAACUCCACACAGGGGGUGGACCAAAUCCUCGGGAGAGGCCAGAUCCCUCUGGAUAAGAAGAUUCGAGAGAAGCUGCUGUCUGAUGGAGAUAUUUUGGAGGAUAUGAGCAUGCUGGGUCGUGUCUGUAAAGUGGAACGGCAGGUCCAGUCGAUUGAGUCAAAGCUGGACUCCCUGCUCGACAUUUACCGUCAGGUUUUACGUAAAGGUUCAUCUUCAGCCCUCACGCUCUCCUCUCUGCCCCUUUUCGAGCUGGAACAGACUUCUGACUACCACUCCCCCGUCUUUAGCAAGGACCUGUCCUGCUCCACCCAGGUUAGCAGCAGUGGAGUGCCUCCCCCUAGUGGCUGUGUCUCACGCUCCUCUACCAACUCCCAUCUCUCCAAGGGAGGACUUCAUCUAAUCCUUGCACCGCCAAAUGAGCUCAACCUCAAUCUCAAUGCCUCUUCCUCAACGCCUCCCUCCAACCUUGCAUCCUCUUCUUUCAGCCCAUCACCGCUGCCUCACCAUCAUCACCACCACCAUCAUCCACAUUAUCCUCGCCAUCAUCACAGCCAGGCUCAAGCCACCACACCUGAAAGCGGUACUGAUGAGGCUGUGGGUAGCGCUUCACCGCUCCUCACUCCAAACAGCGUUAGCAGUGGCGGCGGUGGAGUUGCCGAUGGAGGAUUUCCUCUUCUAGCGAGACUUCCACCACCACCCCCUCCCAACCGUAGUGGGCAGCCCCUGGUGCCACCAGUCCUGGGCUGCUGCUCUGGCCCCAACAAGAUGGACUGUGGCAUGGGCAAGUCCAUGUCAGUGCAGGACCUGAUGAAGACAGCUCCAGGAACUGUCCAGGACACCCACCACAGCCACAGUCUGUCAUCUCCAAGCCCAAGUACAAGCAGUGACUCCCCUGUUGGCUUCCACAGCGGCAGCCAAGACCCCGGGGGAGGAGGGGGUGGUGGGAGUAAUGUAAGCAGGAGCGGUGGAGUUGGAUGGGGUGAGGAGGACCUCUUUAUCAGUGACAGGGAGAUAGAGACGCAGGGAUUUGACUUCCUGUCGUUGGGGGCUGCUGAGACCCCCUCCUACUCCUUAGAGCUCCAGAGGACAGGGAGCAGAUCAGGGGCAGGGUCCCGAGGUUCUAACAGUAGCCUGGCCAGUGGCCAUGCAUCUCCACCUUCUGCUGGCAGCACCGAAUUGCUGAACAUGCCGCAUGUGCGGCUAAAAUAAACUUGCCUACAAGUUAAGAAGGCACGGAUAUCUCACCUCAGAAAGACAAUUUUUAUCCUUUUUGGAGGGGAGCGGGAGGACGGGUGUUUCACAGGGGGGCUUAUUUUGUUUACUUUUAUGUUGAUCCAUUUGAUAAAAAUCACAGUAUUUUCAUACAGGCUGAUCAUAUGUGGCAUAUCGUUGCAUGAGUUACUCUUUGUUUCGAAGUAUGAUUGACGAAUCCAAAAUAAAAGAUGAAGGCUUUUAUAAUGAACACAGAAAACCCAAACCUGGCUGCCAAAGAUAUUUUGGCCGUAGAGACGGUUGGUUGUGUGAGAUCGAGACGCAGCAUGAGCAUUGCAUGUUUUCAGUCAAAGGUACUGAUUUAAGCAAGAAAGUUUACACUUGACUAAAUUAAAGGCAUGGACACUCUGACCAUAUGAUUGCAUCUUUUGUUUAGGGUGGAUAGAAUAUUCUGAUGUGGUCACAAUGGAUGCAUUAAGACUUCAGUAUCAGGCCCAAAAAAGGCAUCUGUCAAAGAGUUGAUCUGCUUGCUUAUUGGCAGAAAUCAACUCUCUAGUUCCUGGAUUAGCUUCCUAACUAUGGUGCCUAUUAAUUAUUCAGAGUAGAGCUACUCCCACCAGCCCAGGCUUAGCGUUCAUGCUUGGUCAACUGGCUCUACUUUCUGAUUGCAUGAUGGUUAAUUAAAAGGCUUCGCUCAGCUUAAAGUUUUACAAAUAUAAAACCUUAAUGGAAUAAAGAUUCUAACUAGAAAAUUUUCCUGUCUGUAGUUUUACCAAGGACUCUUAAAAAUGCUAAAUAUCAAAGACAUUGUUUUUAGGCUGCAGGCAAUCUCUGCAACCAUGGAUAUUAAAGCCCUUUGGGCUAAUGUUUGAUACGUCAAGGCGUCCAGUGAAACUUGUGAAAUACCGAAAAAUUGAUAAGCCAUAUCAAGACACUUGAAACGGUUUGACCGGAAAAUAGAUACAUGAGAAUGAUAAAGGAGUUAAACAUAUACAUAGUUGCACAACCAGAUCGCAUUCAAAUGAAGAUUUCGGUUUAAAGAGAUUAAUAUAAAGUCUGGGAUUGCAUCAUGGCAAACUGCUAAUUCCUCUUUUUGCCUGACAAGGUCUGUUCUACUUAUAACAACAAAAGCCAGACAAAAUCUGCAGCCAUAGUUAUGUUUACUAUAAAUUACUCCAGGGCAAAACUGACAAGGCUGGGCAGUGUAGCAUCAUAAUAUAAUAAUCCAGCCACCUGACUGGCUUCUAUAAUGAAGUGAAUGUUACUCCACAGAUGCCAGACUUUACAUUCUCUUUUUGUGCCAUCAUUUUAAUUUUAGACCCAGGAUGUUCUGUUCAUAAUAGGAAACUUGAAAAGCUUGAAGCUUGGAUCCUUAAUUAUGUGAAUGAUUGCAAUCCUCUACUUGUUAGUUUGGCUUUCCAAAAUCUUGUCAAAUAUACCACACACAAGUAUAAUUACAGUUAAUAUGCAACUUAGCUGCAGGACUCCAAUGCUUACCUUUUUGAUGAUUGCUGUCAUUGUGGCCAAUACAAAUUCUCUGCAUGUUUUUUUCUAUAGUUAUACAAAUUCAGUUAGCAGACUUGAAUUGUGAUUGAUUUACAGAAUCACUUAAAAUGAAAUCUGUUACAGUUUGCCCCAUAUAACUAAAAAAAACUUUGGAACUCUGAAAAGCCACCUUUCUGAUGCAUUUACUGCUAAAUAAAUAAAUAAAUAAAAUAUCAGAUCCUACAUUUAUGAGAUUACAGGGACCAAUGUCAUUGAUUCAUAAGCACUUCUUUUGGUGUAAGAUUCCAAUAAUGCUAAAGUUUUCUCUUGCAUUUGACCAUGGAAAGCAUUCAGAGUUUGCCCAAUAGGUGACUUCUCCUACUCAAUAAAAAUUUGUUAAACUGAGCCAAGAUUGCAUGUUUCAGCACAAUCAUAGUAAUACCAUUGUUAACAAUGACUACGUCCCUCCAUGUAGUCUGUCAUGUUUGUCAGUGACCAUUGUGGUAACAGAUUUUUAAAAAAGAAUAAUGUAGUCUGACCUCGGCUUGAUUUGAUUCAACCGUGUGUUUUGCAUCAUGGCAGUAUUAAAGUGAUUGGACACAACAGAUAAACAUUGGCUACUGAUAUCUGUUCAUGCCACAUUAUUUUAUUAUGGCUGGUGUUUGUCAACAGGGCUGAUAUCGCCCAGUACUGAUGUUAUACAGAUGCAUCUGUGCGUCCCUAAUGGUUUUAUAGGACAAAAAUGCACUGUCAUUUACUGAUUACCUACCCUACAAGGCAGUCAAAAAGUGAAUAUCUGGGCCCAAGUUCAAAAUAGAACACUUUAAGUGGAUUAAGACCCAUUCAAAAUCAAAAUAAAUUGCUUUUCGGCAAUAUUGGCCCAUAUCUUACACAUUAAUAGAAAAGCAAUAUGUCAGUUAAGGUCUAAAAAUGACUAGCAUUAUAUGACAUAAAUAAGUAAGAAAGUCACAAAACGAUGUCCAUACUGUGCUGCUAACAAAUCAAGACAUAAUAUAUUUCAGUUCCUAAAAUAGUCUUGAUUAAAUGUUGUACAGGUCCAUCUGAAAAGAAAGAAUACCAUGAGAAAGUUCAUUUUUUUCGCUGUGAUUUAAUUCAGGUUCAACUAAAAACAAAGUGCAAUAUUUCAAGACAUUUUUUGUUUAAAUCUUGACGAUUACAGCUUACAGCUCAUGAAAAUCAAAAAUCCACUCUCUCAAAGAAAAAGAGUAACGCUGACCUUUUGGAAAAUUACGCGAAUGUAUGCACACAGUACUUAGUUGGAGCUCCUUUAACACAAAUUACUGCUUCUAUGCCACAUGGCCCGGAGCCAAUCAGUCCAUGGCACUGUUGGGGUGUUACGAAGCCCAGGUUGCUCUGAUAGCAGCCUUCAUCUUAUCUGUAUUGUUGAGUCUGGUGUCUCUCAUCUUCCUCUUGACGUUUCCUCAGAGAUUCCCUCCACGCUACAGGUCAGGCCUGUUGACUGGUCAGUCAAACACAGUAACACCAUGGUCAGCAAACCAGUUUCUAGUGGUUCUGGCUUCACUGUGGACAGGUGUCAGGUCCUGCUGGAAAGGGAAAUCAGUUCUCUCCAUAAAGAUUCUUAUUAGAUGGAAGCAUGAAGAGCUCUAAAAUUUCCUGGUAGACUGCUGACAGCGUUGACUCUGGACUGAAAACACUGGACUUCAAGAACCUUGGAUUCUGUUGGAUUCCUCUCUGAUCUUCCUCCAGACUCUUUACUUUCAUCUAAAACAGGACUUUGGACCACUGAGCAAUGGUCCAGUUCUUUUUCUCCUUAACCCAGGUGAGACGCUGAUGACGUCUGUGGUUCAAGAGUGGCUCAACACUUGGGACACAAUGCUUGUGGCCAAUUUCCUGGACCCAUCUGUGUGUGGCAGCUCUUGAUCCACUGACCUCAGCCUCAGUCUACUCCUUGUGAAGCUCCUAUAAGUUCUUGAAUCUGCUUUGUUUGACAAUCCUCUUAAGGCUGCACUCAUCCCCACACUUUCCCUUCCAGUCAACUUUCCAUGAAUAUGCUUUGAUACAGCCUCUGAUAACAGCCUCGCUUUCAGCAGUGACUUUCUGUGGCUUACCCUACAUGUGGAGGAAUGCAAUGAUUGUCCUCUGGACAAGAGUCAAGUCAGCAGUCUUCCACAUGAUUGUGGUUGUGUGCACUGAACCAGAAUGAGAGAAUUACAG